AUGCGGUUGCCCUCAUGGCUUUCCUUGUUGCUUUUGGCCGGGUCAGUCAGCGCUGCUUCGCGCGACUACGAAAAGAAUGACUACUUCGCUAUUCAUCUCGAUGCAAAAUAUGUCCCUCAGGAGGUGGCUCGUCGGUUAGGUGCUCAAUAUGAAGGACAAGUUGGGGAAUUACCACAUCACUAUACCUUCUCUUGCCCGAAAAACUCUUGUCAGGACCUUGAGGACUCUCUGCAAGAACUAAAAAGGCGAAAGAAGCGAAAACGAUGUGGUUUGGACCCGAGAGACGCGCAAUUCUCCAAAAGAGAGAUCAAUGUCGAUCUGGAGGGCGUUUUGUGGUCUGACAAGCAACGGCUACGGCAUCGCCAUGUCAAGAGGAUUCCUCCACCACCUUUUUCGGUUUCUCGUGCAGGGCAGGGUGCAGACGACGCGAAGUCUGAUCAAGAGACGGACCAAGCUCAGCAAGAAGCCCUACAACGUCUCAACUCCAUCGCCGAAGCUCUGGAGAUCAAGGACCCCAUUUUUAAAGAGCAAUGGCAUUUGUUUAAUCCCUUGCAGUUGGGACAGGACUUGAAUGUGACUGGCGUAUGGCUGGACGGCGUCACUGGCAACGGGACCAUCUCCGCUGUCAUUGACGAUGGUCUUGACAUGCACAGCAAUGAUCUCAAAGCCAACUAUUAUGCAGAGGGCUCUUACGACUUCAACGAUAAUUCUCCCGAACCCAAGCCUCGGCUGUUUGACGACAAACAUGGUACUCGAUGUGCCGGUGAGAUUGCCGCAGUUAGAAACAAUGUUUGUGGGGUCGGGAUGGCUUACGACAGCAAGAUCGCGGGCAUCAGAAUUUUGUCCAAGCCGAUCAGCGAUGAGGACGAGGCGACGGCAAUCAACUACCACUACCAAGAGAACCAAAUCUACUCUUGUUCCUGGGGUCCACCGGAUGAUGGUGCCACUAUGGAAGCUCCUGGCAUUCUAAUUCAACGAGCCAUGGUCAAUGGUGUGCAGAGCGGCCGGGAUGGAUUGGGAUCUGUCUUUGUCUUUGCUGCGGGCAAUGGGGCUGCCAGUGAGGACAAUUGUAACUUUGACGGAUAUACCAACAGUAUCUACAGUAUCACGGUCGGCGGAAUUGACAGAGCUGGCAAUCAUCCAUACUACUCGGAAGCUUGCUCCGCACAACUUGUGGUGACUUAUAGCUCCGGUCAUCAGGAUGCUAUCCACACAACCGACGUCGGCGCCAACAAGUGCUACAAUGGCCACGGAGGCACCUCUGCUGCCGGACCACUCGUGGUUGGCGCUGUUGCCCUCGUGCUGAGCGUCAGACCCGACCUUACUUGGCGAGACUUGCAGUACCUGUGUGUUGAAACAGCCAUUCCCAUACACCUGGAUGAUGGCAGUUGGCAGAACACGACCAUUGGUAAAAAGUUCAGUCAUACGUAUGGGUAUGGAAAGAUUGACGCCUAUCGAUUUGUGGAGGCUGCGAAAACGUUCGAAUCCAGGAAGCCCCAAGCCUGGUUCCAUUCACCCUGGCUCAGCGUUCAGCACAAAAUUCCAGAAGGCGAUCAGGGACUGGCUGCCACCUUUGAGGUUACCGAAGGGAUGCUUAAGAACGCCAACUUGGAAAGACUCGAACAUGUCACUGUCACCAUGAAUGUGGAACAUACUAGAAGGGGAGAUCUGAGUGCCGACCUGAUCAGUCCAGACGGGUUAGUUAGUCACCUCGCCACCAGUCGUCGUCCAGAUGGUGCUACUCAAGGUUACGAUGACUGGACAUUCAUGUCCGUAGUUCAUUGGGGCGAGUCUGGAAUAGGUAACUGGACGGUCAUUGUGAAAGACACCAAGGAAAACGAAUUCAAUGGCACCUUCAUUGACUGGCGCCUCAAUCUUUGGGGUGAAUCAAUUAAUCCCCAAAUUCAGGGCCUCCACCCUCUUCCCGAUGAGCACGAUGAUGACCAUGAAACUGCUACUGCCGCAGUCAGCACGACCAGUAUCGAAGCAGAAAGCGAACCCACUUCACUUCCGGCAACACCUACAGAUCAUAUUGAUCGACCUACGAAGCCGAAGCCAAGCGACGCAACAGGCUCGAUUGCUAUUGUUACGACCACUACCACAGUAUCGGUGCCGGCCGCAACAACCACAAUGGUGGCUGAGCCGACGCAUACCUAUUCAGAGAGCUUUCUUCCCUCAUUCUUCCCUACCUUUGGCGUUUCGAAGCGAACGCAAAUCUGGAUCUAUGGUUCAAUAGGACUAAUCAUCGUCUUUUGCGCUGGUCUCGGAAUAUACUUUUUAGCCCAGCGACGGAAGAGACUGAGGAACAAUCCACGUGAUGCGUAUGAGUUUGAAAUGGUUGGCAACGCAGAUGAUGACGAGCAGCAAGGCUUGAACUCUCGAGGAGCACGCGGUAAGGGUAGAGCUCGGCGUGGAGGGGAGCUUUAUGAUGCAUUCGCGGGCGAGAGUGACGAUGAUCUCUACAGCGACGAAGAAAUAUAUCAGGAUACCCCUAGCAAUGACACUGGAACAGGAUCCAGGUCUGGGAGUUCCGAAGGGCGGGAAACAUAA
Molecule: messenger RNA, 2550 nt
Organism: Rhinocladiella mackenziei CBS 650.93
Lineage: Eukaryota; Fungi; Ascomycota; Eurotiomycetes; Chaetothyriales; Herpotrichiellaceae
Exons: 2
Coding region: 1-2550 (849 amino acids)
Biological process (GO): protein processing
Cellular component (GO): Golgi membrane; trans-Golgi network
Molecular function (GO): serine-type endopeptidase activity
Source: RefSeq, a predicted model, not a curated record